Molecule: messenger RNA, 1728 nt
Organism: Neocloeon triangulifer
Lineage: Eukaryota; Metazoa; Arthropoda; Insecta; Ephemeroptera; Baetidae
Exons: 5
Coding region: 131-1507 (458 amino acids)
Biological process (GO): neurogenesis
Cellular component (GO): P-body; cytosol
Molecular function (GO): protein binding
Source: RefSeq, a predicted model, not a curated record
GUAAAUAACAAAAUAACAUUGAUGGACAAUAUUGCAAUGAAAGACUACCACCGUACCACCUGUAGUUUGUCCUGUGGAGUUCAGACAGGGUUCUUGUCCCAGUAAAAGUUCAUACCACAGUUUCAUUAAAAUGUCAAGCAAAACUCAUUCAGCGCUUCUUACAAAACAAGAAGAGGAGGCAAAGCGCAGAUUGGAUGUUCUAUCAUCAGACUACUUAAAUCUCUUUGAAUCUUCUACAAUGUACGACUGCAGCUUGCGAGUGAGGUACAAUCAUUCUUGUCAGAAGGUCUUUAGGUGCCACAAAAUUGUUUUGUCUGUUGCGAGCAGAGUUUUCCAAGCCAUGUUUCAUGGAGGCUUCAACGAGGCAAAAAAAGGGCCCGAUGAUGAAAUUCUGAUUGAUGAUACAAGUCCAGCAAUUUUCGAAGCAGCCAUGAGGUUUGUUUACUGUCGGAAAGCUGAGUUUGGAAACAUUCCAAAUGCUGCAGAAAUAUACAUGUUUGCCGACAAGUGGCAAAUUAAAAGCCUGAAGGAAGCUGCAGACUCGUUCUUAACUUCGGUGCCACUAUCACUUGGAAAUUAUGCCUUCAUGUUUGAAAUCUUCAAACGGCUGAAUCACGAAGCUGGCAUGAAGAAGUGUAUGGAGAUGAUUUCGACAUGUAUCAAAGAUAUUUUUCAAGGCGAAGAUUGGAAAAAAGCAUCCUUGGAUUUCGUCAUGCAAGUGAUGAAAGAAGAGGAUCUCGUGAUCAACGACGAGUGUGAGUUACUUGAAGGCCUUGUUCAAUGGGGAGCAGCAAACGCCCUGACAGAUGAAAAUGGGCAACCGUCAGACGCUCAGGUGAGAGAGGCAAUCGAAGAACCUCUCAAAAUGAUUCGCUUUCUUACCAUGGAAAACCAAGACUUCAUAAAUUUCUGCUCUGUCAGCAAAUAUGACAUUUUUACUGUGGAGGAAAAGUGGAACAUCGUAAUCAGUAUCACAAACAAAUCUGCAGAAAAGUUGCCUCAAAACUUCAGCAGAGAGGAGCGCCAAAGAUUUUCAGUCAAAAAGUUAAUUUCCGUAAAAUUAAUUAGGGAGAUGUCUUUUGUAUAUGGUCGUGUCAUGGAUGACCCUCCAAUAACUUGUUUUGGGUUCAGAACAAACAAGAUCGUCAAAUUUGUGGGGCUCAAAUUGAUGCCAUUUGAAGCUCACAAGAAAGAUGAGAUUUUCGAGCCAGAUGCAGAAUUUCUAAUUUGCAAUAUGAAAAAAGAGAAAAUUUUUGAAGGCUCUACAAAAGAUUUUGUUGAAAGACUGGGGUUUUACAAAGCAAGGAGGUCGGUUGUGCUUGAUGCAAAUACCCAAUACAAACUUUCUGUCAAAUACCUAAAUAUGCCAGAUAUGUCUAAGAAUAAAUUAUCUUAUCAAUAUUUGCAAGAAAUUACUAGCAAUAUUGGUGACUUGAAAGUGAUUCUAUAUGGAGAGAGAUAUAAUAUGACCAGAGUGUGUGAACUUAUUUUUGUCAAUCCACCAUGAUUCCAAUGAUUUGAUCUCGUUUUCAUUGUGAGCUUGUGUGGCUCAAGCUGUAUCACACAAUUAAAAAAUAUGAUAAAUCAUGAAAAUAAAAAUUAAUGAGGUCAUGCAAGGAGUAUUGUAUGAAUUCGUUUUUAUUAUUCAUUCUUAUCCAUUCCACAAUUUAAUUGUAUUAUUAAAAAUAGUUAUCACAUUGCUCAACAAAAGUUCAUUCAGAAUGUAUG